Messenger RNA from Exophiala oligosperma, 1506 nucleotides. RefSeq lists its product as uncharacterized. The record is from RefSeq and is a predicted model, not a curated record. Lineage: Eukaryota; Fungi; Ascomycota; Eurotiomycetes; Chaetothyriales; Herpotrichiellaceae. The transcript is spliced from 2 exons. The coding region runs from base 125 to 1456 and encodes 443 amino acids. Gene Ontology annotation, molecular function: oxidoreductase activity, acting on the CH-CH group of donors; flavin adenine dinucleotide binding.
CAAUGAUCUCGAAGCUGACCGGAAACUGAACAAUGACUUCUAAGUAUAUAUACUAGAUCGGUGGCCAAUGUGAAACUAUUGACAUUUCUAUUUUGCUGUUUGUGUGAUCUCUCCCGCACUCACAAUGUCGUCGACGGACAACCAGGUUCCCUUCUCUGAGCCUCCCUGGCUCGCAGGCUUCCCAUCCCCAUACUACAAAGAGACGCACAGGAGAUGGCAGAAAGCAUGUCGCGCGUUCGUAGAAGAGCACCUACUCCCACAUGCCAUGGACUGGGAGCGGGAGGAGACCGUGCCAGAUCACUUGUUCCAGACAUUUGCCAAACAUAACAUGCUGAUACCCAACAUGUCGUCACCCUUACCGAUCGACUGGCUGAAGAGAUUGGGGAUUAAUGAUAUCCUGGGAACACCCAUUGAAGAGUGGGAUUAUAUACACACUGGGAUAUACUGGGAUGAGAUGUCAAGGACAGGGCUCGCUGGCCCUGGCGGUUCGAUGACUGCAGGACAUACCUUUGGCAUUCCUCCUUUGAUCAAAUUUGGCAGCAAGGCUCUGCACGAGAAAUUCCUCCCUGAAUUGCUUCCUGGCAAAAAGCGAACCUGCAUCGCGAUUACAGAACCCGGGGCCGGUUCCGACGUUGCCAACAUCGCAACCACGGCCGUGAAGUCGCCUGACGGCAAGCACUACAUCAUCAACGGGGAAAAGAAGUGGAUCACAAACGGGUUUUGGUCUGACUAUGCCACGAUGGCUGUCCGAACCGGUGGACCUGGCGCCGGGGGUCUCAGCGUGAUUGUGUGUCCGUUGAAAGGGUACCCUGGCGUGACCAUGCGACGGCUCAAGGUUGCGGGCCAAAUCAGCGCCGGAACGACGUAUAUCGAGCUCGACGACGUCAAGGUCCCGGUUGAAAACCUCGUGGGUGAGGAAGGCAUGGGUAUGCGGUACAUCAUGACCAAUUUCAACCACGAACGCCUGAGUAUCGCGGUGGGAGUGACCAGAACCGCCCGCGUCGCGCUCUCUGCGGCCUUCGCGUACGUGAUGAAGCGCGAGGCUUUCGGCAAGACACUCAUCGAGCAACCGGUCGUCCGACAUCGACUGGCCAAAGCCGGCGCCGAACUCGAAACCCUCCAGGCGUGGGUAGAACAGUUCGUGUAUCAGAUGACCCAGCUAUCCAAGGAGGAGGCCGAUGCCAAGCUAGGGGGUUUGACUGCGCUGGCCAAGGCCAAGGCUGGUAUGGUGCUCAACGAGUGCGCUCAGACUGCGGUACUCCUGUUUGGUGGGAAUGGGUACACGCGGACGGGACAAGGUGAGAUCGCAGAGCGAAUCUACCGAGAAGUCCCGGGUGCUCGUAUUCCAGGUGGCAGUGAGGACGUCAUGCUUGAUCUGGCAGUCAGACAACUGGUUAAGAAUUACAAAAAUGCCACCAAGGCUAUGGAGCGACCAAGGGGAAGUAGUAAGCUGUAAAUAUUGGGCAUUUAGGAUGGAAUACCUGUUGAAUUCUGCGUUGUACCGAG